UUAGCCAUGGCCUCCAUAACCCAUUUCCUAUUCCUUUCAUGUUUUCUAACUCACAUUGUUUCAACCUUUCAAGCCUCGCCAACCGCAUCCGGCUACGACACCCCCGAACCCAUCUCGAGCUACAUCUACGGCAUCACAUCUAAGACGAACACCAUGAACGUAAUCGAUUCGUGCUGGCAAUCCAAGCCAAAUUGGGCGAACAACCGCCAAGCUUUGGCGGAUUGUGCUGUAGGAUUCGGUAAAGACGCAAUGGGAGGUAAAUAUGGGAAAAUUUAUUUAGUGACCAGCCCAGCUGAUGACCCCGUGAACCCUAAACCGGGAACACUUCGAUACGGUGUGAUCCAAACACAGCCAUUGUGGAUAAUCUUCGCCAAGGACAUGGUUAUCACGCUGAAGAACGAGCUUAUCGUGAAUAGCUUCAAGACCAUAGAUGGAAGAGGGGCUAAAGUGGAGAUUGCGAAUGGACCAUGCAUAACGGUGCAAGGAGUAAGCCAUGUUAUCAUACAUGGGAUUAGCAUCCAUGAUUGUAAACCUGGAUAUGCUGGACUCGUUAGGAGCUCGCCGACGCACGUUGGACAACGACUAGGGUCCGAUGGUGAUGCCAUUAGCAUAUUUGGUUCUUCGCAUGUCUGGGUGGAUCAUUGCUUCAUGGCUCGUUGCACGGACGGUCUUGUUGAUGUUAUCCAUGCUUCCACUGCGAUCACCAUCUCUAACAACUACUUCUCUCAGCAUGACAAAGUGAUGCUGCUAGGACACAAUGAUAAAUAUAGAGCAGACAAAAUUAUGAGAGUCACAAUCGCUUUUAACCGAUUCGGAGCUGGCCUCAUCGAACGUAUGCCAAGGGUUAGAUUUGGGUAUGCCCAUGUUGCCAAUAACAGAUACGACGAGUGGCAGAUGUAUGCUCUGGGUGGAAGUGCUAAUCCAACCAUCUUUAGCGAAGGAAACUACUUCGUCGCUCCUAACAAUAUUAAUUCUAAAGAGGUUACGAAAAGAGAGGUGAAAAAAGGAUGGAAGGAUUGGAAAUGGAGGUCCUCGAAUGAUGUAUUUAAAAAUGGAGCAUAUUUUGUUCAAUCUGGAUGGGGAAGUUGUUAUCCUCUCUACACUCCUACUCAGUCAUUUAAGGUUGCUCCAGGAGACAUGGUUCCUGCUUUGACUUCCACUGCAGGUCCUCUGCCUUGUGUGGUAGGUAAAGCUUGUUAAUUUCCGCGUAAUUAAUUGUAUUUCCACUUGGUUAUUUCGCACCUUCUUUCUUGUGUUUUUUUGGGGACCUCUUUUUUGUUGAGAUGAGGAGCAUAAUAUUACUGCAUGCUGGUUCUUAAAUUUGGACCAUGCUUUACACAUAUGUGGUAACCAGAUCCUGGUAAAGCAGACCAUAUUAUAUAACUUGUAUUUAAGGAUCUGUUAUUGAUAUUAAUCUGGAGAGG
Ziziphus jujuba (common jujube) is the source of this 1424-nucleotide messenger RNA. Its product is annotated as putative pectate lyase 2. Gene Ontology annotation, molecular function: pectate lyase activity. Bases 7 to 1200 code for a protein of 397 amino acids. Lineage: Eukaryota; Viridiplantae; Streptophyta; Magnoliopsida; Rosales; Rhamnaceae. The record is from RefSeq and is a predicted model, not a curated record. The transcript has 4 exons.